AUGGUCGUGGGUGUGGUUGGCGGUGGGAGGGGCGGGGCCUCGGAUGCCCUGGACGGCAUGGAGGUCGGCGUCACCAAGGCAGUCCCAGUCGGGGCAGUGUCGAUGUGGCUCGGAGAGGGCGGAGCCCAGUGGAGACAACUUGAGAGACACAUCAUGAAGCUCAUUCCCGAAAUUGUGGAAGAAGGAUACAAGCUCCCCCGUGGUACGCGGCGUCCGCCUGGUGAGGCAGGUGAGGUAAGAGGACAGCGUCAGCAGGGGAUCCUCGCCGCCGCAAGUGGGAGUGAGGAUGGUGGAAAUACACUUUCCAGUUUCGUGAGAUCUAGGCAAAUCAUUAUCCCCGAAUCCCAUCCUAACACGGCUCUUGAGGCAUAUGUUGCACGGGUCGAAGGGGUGCGUCUCGAACUUGGAUGUGGAGGCGUCAGUCAGGAAGGCCUGGAGGGGGGAGUUGGAGGUUACAUCACGGCCGUAGUGGCACUCCUGCCAACCACCUUGUUUGCUAUCCCGAGAACACUGCGACUUAAGGAACUCCAACUGGUGGCAGCAGGCGUAGGCGUAGUCCCGCAGCUGGCAGAGGAGAGCGCAGCAAUCAGGGUCCUUGGAUUGGUCGGAGCCCUUGGGUUUUAA
Molecule: messenger RNA, 624 nt
Organism: Babesia ovata
Lineage: Eukaryota; Apicomplexa; Aconoidasida; Piroplasmida; Babesiidae
Product: peptide chain release factor 3, putative
Exons: 1
Coding region: 1-624 (207 amino acids)
Source: RefSeq, a predicted model, not a curated record